This is a messenger RNA of Symbiodinium sp. CCMP2592, 5856 nucleotides long. NCBI's taxonomy places the organism in Eukaryota, Dinophyceae, Suessiales, Symbiodiniaceae. The record is from the annotation of a GenBank genome assembly.
AUGGGUGGAUAUCCAGAAAACAUGCCUGCAAUGGACAGGUCUCUCGUGCUCAUGCGCAAGGGUGACGAGGGCUGGUCGCUGGUCGACUUGCGGGGAAGUGACCCGGGCUACACUCUAAACACUAGAGUCUUCUUUGGGCGGGUGGGUUUUUGUCUCGGUGUAAAGCCACUUUGGUGGAUUAGUCCUUCCGGACGACCGCCCCUCGUCGCAAAUCCCGCUGUAGGUGGUGGGGUGCCAGAUGGUAGCAAGUCUCUGGGCGCCAGCCGCUCGCAGCCCAUGCUGUCCUCCCUGCGAACGUCAGGGCAGAGGAGUUCACGGGCACCCCCCGGUGCGGUCACCAACUUCAUGCGGGCCUUCCGUGUGGUGCUCACGCGCCCAAGCGUCCUCGUCCCCUGGGGCUACGAGUGGCACGAAGAGCCCUUUGACGACACUGGCGCACGCGUCCUGCGGGAGAUUCGUCAGCAUUCUCCUCUCGACCGGUGGAAUGUCUGGCAGCAGGUCAUCGGCAGACCAGACCUCGUGGUCAAGCCUGGUGACCGCCUGGUGAAGACAGAUGGCCGUUGGGCAUACUACGAAGAGGAGGUUUGUCUCUGCGACAGCGAGCAGGCGGCGCACCUGGCAGACGCAGAGAGGCCCGGCCUGCAACGGCGCCUGGUGCUGGAGUUCAUGCGCCCCACAGCUCGCCCUGCUGCUCCCGUCAGGCCAAGACUGGAGGUGUGGGACACACAGUCUGCCCUUGUUAUCUCCUGGGAUCACCCAAGUGCCUUGGAACCUUACAAGCAGGUCUGGGGAUGGGCGAUUGCCCUCGUGGACAUGGACCACGAGAUUUGGCUCAUCGUAGAUGGCGUGACUUACACAGCGAGGUCGUUGGCGCUGGAGGGUGCAGACGUUGCCGUGGCUAAGCCAGACCUCUGCACCAUCUACGUGUCCGAAGGCCUUGCCUACGGCCGGCCCUAUGCGGCCUGCAUAGCUGUGCUUACCGACCGGGGCUGGUCUGCCUUCUCUGACCUCUCCAGGUCUGUUAGCAUCUCCGCCUCAGCUAAAGUCAGCGACGCAGUGCUUGGCCUGGACCCAGAGGAGGAUGAUUGGUCCCAGAGACCUCGCUUUGCUUGCCCGUCCAAGCUCGUCGCGGGUGCCUCGGUGCCUGUGACCCUUCGUCCCGGUCCGCGGGACUUGCUUUGCUCCGAGCGCUGGCUCAGAAGGGAGGUUUGCGUCGAUGGCCACGAGGGUCUUCAGGUAGAGACCGCGGACACCUCCAUGAAGCUGCUGAUGGUAGACAAGGUAGUGCCGGGUUCCGCGGUGGACGAGUGGAAUGCCAAGCAGGAGCCUUUUGAACUCCAUGGCUUCGAGAUGAGCUACGCCCUGCAGCCUGGGGAGGUCAUCAAGAAGGUGAACGGCUUCCAGGGAGCUCAGGUCAUGCUGUACGAGCUGCAGCGCAAGCCGAAGAAGUUGAUAAUGACAGUGGACCGCCACUGCGGUGGCAAUACGGUGUUCGAGGACACGCCAGAGGCGAAGAUCUUCGAGCUCCAUCGCUUGGAUGCAGAUGCUUCCCGUGAUGUGGAGGAGUUCGACUGGCAUGUUCUAUACAGUCAAGCCGAGGGCACUCUCUGUGCCCGCAUGGUGGAGCGGGACGGAGACGAGCUGCAGAAGGCUCUGAACAUCUUCUCAGAGAUGCUAUCGGAGAAUGCCAUCGUGAUGGUCAACGAUGGCCUCGUGCAGGAAGUAGAUCGGCGAAUUCUCCUGGACUGCCGGAUCAACGCAGUCUUGCUCGCGGAUCCCGCCCUGAGCGCAGCAGAGUGCGGAAGCUCGGUGGACAACGUUUCUUUUUCAGCUGGGCACAGGGAUUCCGUUGUCCCGGAAGAUAUGCCAACAACCAGCGACGAGAUCGCCCUCAUCGAGCUUCGGAAGGCGCUCGCAGAUGCGGCCAUGGACGAAGAUCAGCUGGAGAGGGCCAUCGACAACUUCGUGAACUCAUCGAAGGUGGUGCGGCAGUCCAUGGCCGGCAGGGAGCUGCUGGAGAAAGCCAGAAAUCUGCAGGAGCUUUGGCGCUGGUGGCGCGCCUGUGCCGACGCCAAAGAAGAGCUUCGAGCGGUCCUGGAUUUCAUGCUGGAGCAGGAGGCCAGAUAUCAAGAUGCCAAAGGAGAGUUCAGCGACUUUGGCAUCCAGGAUCCUCCCUACGACCUGGGCCCUUUGGCGGUUCAGCUCGAGAACUCCGAGGCAUACCGAUCUGAGAUGGCGAUCAUGAUUGAGGAAGGUACCAUGGUGUGGGAAAGGCUGCAUCAGUCAAACCUCCGAUUUGCUGCGGAGAAGCGCAUCCGUGCAGCAAUGAAAGAUGAGCGCGAGGAUGACUUAUCCUUGGAUGAAGCCUUGUCGGCUGGCGAGGCCUGUGGUGUGAGGAGCGAGGUCAUCCAUGCAGGGAGGGAAAUCGCCGCGAAUUGGCGGGCGAACCACUACAAAAUCGCCUUGCACGACGAGUUGUUCCAAGCGGUCAAGGAGCUUCGGAAACACGUGGAGAGCCGUAAGAAGCCGGGAGCAGGUGCACCCGAGCAGCAGCGCAUGCGCAUUGCCAUCGCCGGUUCGGGGUUGCCCCCGGAGAACCCCUUGGUACUCGAGGCGUGGGGCUUGCUGCGGCAAUGGGAGCAGGACAACGUCGCCCUGCGAGCCGAAGCGCGGCUUUCGAGCGCCGUGGAGAGAGUGAAAGGCGGCUUCAGUGCCGACACGCCCGAGGCCGGCGACUUGUUGGGCUCCGCCAUCGCAGAGGUGGCGCAACAAGGCGUCGACGCCGCCUUCCUCGACGCAGCGCGGAACUCUCUGGCCAACUGGCAGGAAUCACGCUUGAAACGGGCCAGACAGGAUCUGGAACUUGCCAUGCGGUACCUGGACGAAGACUACCUGAAGGAUUCGCUUGAGUUGGCACGCACCGCCGGCAUCGACGAGGAGAGCAUCGAGCAGGCCACGAGGCUCCUCACGCGGCUUCGCAUGGUGGACGAGGUGAACAAGAUGAUGGACAAGACCAUGGAGGAGACCGCCUUGCCUCCGCUGGAAGCAGCGAUACAGACGGCCCACAGCCACUUCUUCGUGGAGGAGGAGAUGGACAUGCUGUGGUCGGGCUCCCUGCAGGCGCGCCUGCGAUUCUGGACGCAGGAGAUCCAGGGCGCUGUUCAGGUCCACGAAGCCGCUGGUUUGGACGUGGUGGUCGCCAAGGCUCAGAAGCUGCUGGAGCGGAGCCAGGAAGCCUUGGAUACGUUCAAGUCCAAGACAGGAAACAACAAGGUACCCGACGUGGCCAUCCGCACACUGGAGCGUGACAUGAGAGGUUUACAGCUGGUCUUACCUGGCGGUCGUGAUCUCUCGAACGUCGCGUGGGCCACGGCAAACAUUGAGCGAGUCCUGGGGGCAGUGGAGCGCUACGCGGAAGAGCUACCGGAGGUGAUUGCUGCAGCAGAGGCGCAGGUUCCCAAAGGGCUCAAAGAGGAUCUUGUUGAAGAGGCUAAGGAAUGCCAGAAAGACUAUGCCAUGACGAUCGAAGAGUUGGAAAAGGCCAUCUCGGCGACUUAUUGCGACGGGGAAGACCUGAAGGCCUCGCUGAUUCGGGCGCGCUUAGCUGGCGCGCCGAUGCCCCUCAUCGAGCGAGGUUUUGGCAAGCUGGAGAAGAAGUUCCCAGAAUGGUUCAGCUACACCAAGACAGAGCUGGAGCUCCUUGUGGCUAAGCAGGAAGCGGAUGAUAUCCAAGAGCUCUCGGCAGAGGGCCGCUUCCUGCGGCUGCAGGAUGCAGCGGACGCUGCUAGGAUGCUGCAGCCUCGCUUGGAGAAGAGCAUCAUCGAGGAGGUUGAGGACAUUUCCAUGGCUUUGGCGGCUGAGCGCUCCUUCGUGAUGGCGGUGAAGGAAGCGAAGGACAUCCUAGGAGGCCUGCCCAUGUCACCGGAAGACGUUUCCUUGUCAGCGCUUCGGCUUGGCCACGCCAUCCAGGCGUGCGAGAUGUCUGCACAGGAAGAGGCGAAGAAGGGCAUCGGAGAGGCCGAAGAGCUCCGAGUUCUCCUUGAGGAAGAAGGUGACAGGCGGCAGGAAGUGCUCCAGAAUGCCAUUGCCAUCUCUGCAGAAAGGGGAAGGAGCCUGAGGGACUUGCAUGUGGCGAUCACAGCAGCCAGAGAGGCCAGCGUGACGCCAGAGUUCCUGGCGGAGCCCUACGCGCGACUCAGGAAGAAGAAGCUCGAUUUCGUAACCUCGGCGCUGAGGAACGCCUGCGCCACUGGGAAGUAUUCUCUGGCUUUCGCGCUGUAUCACCGAGGACUGGCCUUAAAGGCCUUUGAGGAGCGCAACGGCGGCGAGUGGCGGAGUGGUGCCAUCCAGGCCGAGAUAAAGCGUCUUCGGGCGGAUGUCUCGACCAUCCAUGGGGAGUUUGUCAUUGAGACCUCUGGGGGUGCUUUCGGCACAAGCACCUGGCGGAAGAAUCCUUGCUACCUCAUCCGACACUCGAAGCAAGACUUUCGGGAGGGCCUUGAGCGUGCCGCUAGCAAAAAGAUGGACAAGAAGCCGGGCUCCAAGAGUUCUGCAGCCGGCGUGCGAGUGUCCGUGGCCUUGGCAGAGGCCAGUAACAGUCCUGCCACCAUGGCGGUGCACGUCGUUCGGAACAACAAGGAGGUGCACGAAGCAGGUGCCGGGUACAUGCUGAUGCCGGGCUACGAUGUCCUCGCCUCCUCGCAUGAAGACGACGACAUCCCGAGCUGCGAGUUCGACCUGCCUCCCUCGUCGCAGCCGCUCUUCAUCGUGCCUUCUGCCGCGAAGGGCGAACUCGGUCCGUUCACCCUCAUCGUCAAUGCCACAGAGUCAGUUGACGUGAUCAGGAUCCCUCCGGCGAACUGUGAGCCCCAGCGCUUCCAGCAGAGCUUUGAGGUCAAGUGGCUCCAGGAGCGGCCACAUCAAGUCUGCAUGGGCGGUGGCCGGUUCCGAAACCGAGCUCCGAUGGUUUCGUGGUAUCGGAAUCCGCAGUUCCGGGUCAAGCUGAAGCAGUCCGAGGAGCCACCGCCGGCCGAGCCGCGCACCACCUUAGCGCUGCCAGCUCCGGAUCCGAAUCGCAGCAAGACGCCUCCACCACCCAGGCUCAGCCGACCCGAAUCCCUUGGACCUCUGGUGCCGGCUCCCCGGCCAAACACGGCGCCGACAACGCCCGCGAGUGCAGAGAAGAUGGACCUGAAGAAGCUCCGAAUGAUCUUCGACAGCGCCGACGUGCAAGGAAAUGGUAUGGUCAACAAGCGCGAGCUCGUCAAAGGGCUGCGCCGCGAUGCGAAGAUGGCAGAAUUCUUUGGCCUCCCCUCCGAAAUCCGCCAGGAGGAUGGCUCCCGGGACCAGAUGGAGGCACUCUUCCAGGCGAUGGACAGUGACUCUGACCGCGAGAUCACCUGGGAGGAAUUCGUGGCCUUUCAGGCAUCCCUGCAUCUGCGGAAGUCGCAGUGGUCAGAGGACGCGUCGGAGGUGAAUGCAUCCAAGUCUGAAGUGGACUUCAGCACCAUCGAUUCCACUCCUCCGCCGCUGCUGGUGGUUGCCAUGACGCCGCACGGACGUCCAAAGGCAGGACCGGCUGCGGUUCACAUCCUGCGGAAUGUGGAGGGUAUGGGCAAGGACGGGUUACUGGCGGAGAACCCGAGCCACCACCACGUCCUGGCGCAGAGCGGCUUGCGGCAUACUGGUCGCGAAUAUUCCAGUGCCAGCGAGGUCGGCGCAGUUCUGCGGCUGCCACAGGAUCGACCAGACGAGCCUUUCAUCGUAGUGCCAUCCCUCAAGUCCAGCAACCACCAGGGCCGAUUUACGAUCACUUUCAUGUCCACGCAGGACAUUGAAGUGGAGCGCAUCCAGUGA